UAUUGAGAUGGGUCUGAAGGGGGCUUGGUGUUUUCCGUGGUGUGGGUGCCGGAGACAGCGGGGGACUGCAAGAGGGACAGGCCUGGAACCUGCAUCCCCUCCAGAUCCCAGCCCAGCUGUAGCCCCCACUGUGGCCGGGGGACUGUCCUCCCCAGGGGCUGGUGCCUACUUAAGCCGGAAAGCUCGACUCUCCUUCCGGCACCAGCUGCAUGACGUGGCAUCAGCCAAUGACUCUACCAUCUGAAAGGGACAACCAGGGGCCAAACUUUACUCCAGGAAGUCUUAGCACCCUUCUGUCACAUUUCUCAGUGGUCCCAAGUCUGUCAUGACCUCAUUAAAUUUGUUCAGAGUCACCAA
Messenger RNA from Myodes glareolus (Bank vole), 357 nucleotides. It is a transcript of the gene C9H17orf114, whose product is annotated as chromosome 9 C17orf114 homolog. NCBI's taxonomy places the organism in Eukaryota, Metazoa, Chordata, Mammalia, Rodentia, Cricetidae. The record is from RefSeq and is a predicted model, not a curated record.